This is a messenger RNA of Harmonia axyridis, 2848 nucleotides long. It is a transcript of the gene Akap200, whose product is annotated as A-kinase anchor protein 200. The coding region runs from base 174 to 2468 and encodes 764 amino acids. NCBI's taxonomy places the organism in Eukaryota, Metazoa, Arthropoda, Insecta, Coleoptera, Coccinellidae. The record is from RefSeq and is a predicted model, not a curated record. The transcript is spliced from 6 exons.
ACGAAUCGAAUGUACCAAUAGAAAAUGCAGUUGGUUUGGCAGGGCAGGGCUAACGCCAUUUUGAAUAGAGAUUGUGCGCGUUUCAGUUGAUAAUUUCCUGUCUAGUGUAUAGAUUGAUUAAGUUGAUUUGUGAUUUUUCGUGUUAUUAUAUUGUAAAAUAAGGCGGAUUAAAUAUGGGUGCUCGACAAUCGAAGAGGUCAGUAGAUAUAACGACCACACCAAAGAAAGGAGAAGCCGAAGCUAUUCCCGUUAACGAGGAUAGGAUUGAAAAACUUGGUGAUGCCGAUGUGGAAGUUGUAACAAAUGGAACGACAGCGCAUACAGAUAUAGAAUUUGUGGAUAAGGAUGAAAUCAAAGGAGCGGAAGAAAAGACUGCAACUGAGGCGACAGAAAACGGUCUAGUUGAAACUAGUGACGGCGAGAAAACUCCAGAUACAGAAUCCGCUGCUCCAGCUGCAGGUGAUCAACCGCUGAAGGCAGUUGAAACCGCAAUAGAAAAGACCUCAGAAAAUGGGGAGAAGGCAACGGAAACACCAGAUUCGAAAAAACAAAAAGAUAAGAAGAAGAAAAAGUGGUCCUUAAGGAGUAUAUCAUUUUCGAAAAAAGAUAAAUCUAAGCCUAGCAAAGAUAAGGAGAAGAAUGGAGAAAUAGGAGUUAAUGAAGAGAAAGAAGAGGAAAACACAACUAAGCCUAUGACUGAAACAGUGAAAACCGAUAGCAAAAAUUCAAUUCAAGAAGAAGUCACUGUUCAGGAAGCUACUAAAGAAGAGGUGGCAGACAAGGCACCUGAUGUCGUGGAACCAGUUUCUAAAAACGAAUUAGAAGAAACUAAACCUUCAGAAAACUCAAAUGACCAAGUUAAUAUAGCAGAAAAUCUACCAGAAAAACAGGAAGUAGUCGAACUUGAAGCAAGCUACAAAUCUGAAAAGGAAGGAACAACAACUGCCACACCUACCGUCGAGGAAGUUAAAGAGGUGCGUAAUGAGGAGGUUCCUCCUCCCCUACCAAAUUCAUAUCCCCCUUCCCAAAUGGCGGUAUUCGCCGAAUCCCUAAAAGAUGAAACCCUUUCGGUACAUCAAAAUACUGUUACUGAAUCUCUUUUGAAGCAAUCAGUAGACGAACCUUCUAAAAACGAAUCUGAUACAUUUCUUGAACUCAAUGAUGUAAAAACUGCAGCGCCUAUAUGUAUUGAACCUUCUAAAGAAGAACCCACCAUUGAGGUUCCCGAAACAGAUGAUCAUGUUGAGUUAUGUGUUACUAAAACUUCUGUUGAAUCGCCUUCUAAAUCCCGAAAAUCUUCACAAAAUGAAAAUCAAAGUCUCCCAAAAUGGGAAUCUAAAAUUGAAUCUCCUUCGGAACUUCCUAUAACUUCUGAUAUUUCUGCUGAAGAAACAAGAAUAUCAGAAAAUAUUUCAUCAUUAUCAGAUAACAAUGAGCAAGAAAAUACUCAAAUAUCUUCUGGUGGUGACUCUUCCCCUCUUAUAGUUGAAGCUUUGCCCAAAUUGGAAGAUACAGUGCAGAAUAUAUCUAUUAAUGCUUCUGGGACUGAUUUUGAUACAAAUGUAAGUGAACAGCAAUCUGAAACAUCCAAUUUGGCCGAGACUGACAUACAAGAAAUCAGUAAUUUAGAAUUUGAAUGUGUUCCUCUGAAAAUUGAAGAUACAGAAGCAGACUUUGUUUUGUCAGUGCCUACAAUGAUUGAAGAAAAAAUCCCAAUAGUUUCUUCGGCAGGUGAUGUACCGAACCCAAUAUGUUCAGAAACUUCUGUAAUUUAUAAUGAUAGUAACCUUCAAGAAUUAAAAUCUAAUAUCAAUCUGGCCGCUUCACCGAUAUCUCAGGACUCCGAUUUAACUACAGAAGAACCAAGUUUAGAUUUAUCCGCUAUUCCAGAAGCUGUAGGAUCAAACAAGAUCAAAUUAAUGAAGGAGAAUGUAAAUAUUUUACCCGAGUCAUCCACAUCAAUUGUCAGUACUGAUAUUGAUGCAAAUGAAUUGAUUCAUGAAAUAAAUUCACAAAAAGAUGGAAAUGAUUUAAUUACUGUUGAAUCAAUACCUUAUUUUCCUCAAAAAGAAGUUGAACCAUUAUGUAAUACAGAUUCAAUAGCUGAUCUUUCAACAGAAUCCCUUCCUUCUCUACCUGAACCUUCUGAUAGUGUUUUGGAACCCAUGUCAUUACCACCUUUAGACUUUGUACCAGAUCCACUUGUUGAUGACAAUAUUCCUAUUGAAUCCCUUAUUACUAAACCAAAUGAAACGGAAAUUGAAGUCGUCCUAACCAAUGGAAAUGCAACAAAUGGAUUGAAUUUGUCACCGACCGCUGAAAACGAUGAUUCGCCCCUCCCGACUUCUCUUGACGGACCACUGAAACAGCCAAUUACUCCAGAAGUAUCUUUAGAUGCAAGUGAGAUUAGUCAAUCAACUGAAGUGAAAGCAGGCACUGUUGAAGCUGUACAGUCUGAAGCUCAAUAAACAGCAGUUGAUAUUUUUUUAUAUAUAAUUAUUUAUGACAUACAGAUAGAAGUUGAUGUAAGAAAAACAGAUGAGCAGAUCAUCUCGGCAGUCAUAGUUUUGACCAGGAAAGGAGAAUCACAACUGCCAAUAAAUCAUAAAUGUGUAGAAAUACAAGAUUGUCCUAUAGCGCAAAUAAAAAGAGAAAUUAUCAAAAGUUUGAAUACUCUCUUAUAUAAAAUAUUUUAUAUUGAUUGUAUUUAGUGGAAAGAUUUUUUAAACGUUUUAUACGUCGUUGAUACGACUUUUUAAUCUUAUACAAUUUGUAAAAUACCGUUUUUAGAAGUAGUAUUAGUGAUUUUAAAAAAGCUUUUAUGAAUAAAUUGUUACACCAUACUUUA